This is a messenger RNA of Liolophura sinensis, 3964 nucleotides long. RefSeq names its product acyl-CoA dehydrogenase family member 11-like. Gene Ontology annotation, molecular function: acyl-CoA dehydrogenase activity. The record is from RefSeq and is a predicted model, not a curated record. NCBI's taxonomy places the organism in Eukaryota, Metazoa, Mollusca, Polyplacophora, Chitonida, Chitonidae. Bases 78 to 2048 code for a protein of 656 amino acids. The transcript is spliced from 13 exons.
GCGAAGGAUAGGGGUAGCAACUUCAAGUAUCCUAGAUUUAUGUCGCAAGUGACGGGCUGAAAGAUUGACUCGAUAAGAUGCAGAGGUUUCUGCUUAGCGGAUGCUCCAGGACAGUACACCCAAGGUCCAAAAACUUUUUGGCCCGUUGCAUUACGAGUGCUUCAAAUUCGACUACCGCCGCGGGCAUCACUCAGAGUCCAAAAUCUGUGAUAGAUCGACGUUAUGAAAGCACGCAGCCAACUAUGCAGAACUUUUCACAAAGUGACUUUCAAGAGUUAAAUAUACCAGGGAGCGCAUCUUUCCCGUUUGCCACUGAGAAAAUUGGGAGUUUUUUCCAAGCACAACCCAUUUUGGGUAACCAGUAUCUAGAAGAUGUCACAAUUCAGGCAUAUCUGAAGCGCCAUGUCCCACCAGAGAUUUUGUCCACCAUAGAUUCUGACCUGAAAAGGUUUGGUCAGCGUGUGACGGAAGACAUUUAUCAGUACCACCUUGAGUGUGACCGCGACCUGCCGAGACUAGAGAGGACCGAUGCCUGGGGGAACAGGGUAGAUAGGAUAAUCACGUGUACAGGCUGGAAGAUGAUGCACGACAUCGCAGCAGAGGAGGGGCUAGUGGCCAUACCCUACGAGAGAAACCAGGCAGAGUGGAGUCGACUGUAUGCUGCUGUGAAGUUUUAUCUGUAUUUACCAUCCUCGGGUCUCUACAGCUGCCCUUUGGCCAUGACAGAUGGAGCUGCCAAAAUCAUAGAAAGCUUGGGUCGACCAUCAGAGCUUGAGGUGGCUUAUCGUCGGCUGACCUCUCGCAACCCCAGGGAAUUUUGGACAUCGGGUCAGUGGAUGACAGAGAGACGUGGAGGUUCUGAUGUCGCCCGUGGGACAGAGACAUUAGCCCAGCCUCAGCCAGACGGCACGUUCAAACUAUACGGCUACAAGUGGUUCUCCUCAGCCACAGAUUCUGACAUGACCUUCACCUUGGCAAGGGUCAUGGACGCAGAUGGACAGGUCACACAGGGCACAGGUGGUUUGUCCCUGUUUUAUUUGGAGACCCGAUUGGCAGAUGGCAAACUGAACAACAUCCGCGUACAGAAACUGAAGAACAAGCUGGGAACGAGACAAGUGCCAACUGCAGAGCUCUUACUGGAUGGUGUAGUUGCUCAUAAGGUGUCAGAGCAUGGUCGUGGAGUGGCAGGGAUUGCCAACAUGCUGACGCUCACAAGAAUACACAACAGUCUCUGUGCUGCUGCCUCCAUGAGAAGAAUGGUGAACUUCUCCAGGGAUUACGCCACAAGGAGACAGGCAUUUGGGAAAAUUAUUAAAGACUACCCUUUACAUGUUCAGAACCUGGCCAGAAUGGAGGUAGAAACAAGGGCCGCAACUCUGUUUGUUCUGGAGGUAUCUCGACUUCUCGGUCGUGAGGACAUGAACGUGGCCACAGAUCACGAGAAGACGAUGUUACGUCUGCUGACACCCUUAGUCAAACUGUACACAGGGAAACAGGCCAUGUCUGUGUUGUCAGAAGGGUUGGAGUCUUUCGGAGGUCAAGGAUACAUCGAGGACACAGGUUUACCUGUUUUACUGAGAGAUGGCCAGGUGCUGUCUAUUUGGGAGGGAACUACAAACAUCUUGUCUCUGGAUGUGCUCAGAGCCAUCAUGAAGUCAGGAGGAGACACAUUACAACAGUUCGGAAUCAGCAUAGACCAUAAACUGGCAGGGUCUGGAGGAAAUCAGGACCUGGCAGAUAGUAGUGCUCGUAUCAAGCAGGCCUCCGGAGACAUUCUGAAGUUUGCCCAGACUCAACAGGACAGCAUGGAAAUGGCUGCCAGAGACUUUGCCUAUAGUCUCUCAAGGACUUAUAUGGGUGCUUUACUGAUAGAGCAUGCCAGUUGGUACGGAGCUACCCCUCAGGAUGUCUUCACGGCCAAGCAAUGGUGCCAGCAGGACUUGGCUCCUGUCCUAACUGGAGUAAGGGGAGAUAACUACAGCGAGGCUACUGCACAAGCUAACUUGGCUCUUGUCUUUGAUGGUUACCACCAACCGAGCAGACUUUGAUCUUUCCUCAGCAGAUUACAGUGGAGUAAUAUACAGGAGUAUAGUACCAAAUAUGAACACAUGGAUUAAAGUAUGGAUUAAGGGGCUAAAGAUCAACAGAUUGAUUGAUGGAUAUAGUGUUUAUACUUACAAAGUGACUUAUCACUUGUUUAGUCAUCUGCAAAUGUACUUGGGAACGGUCUGCGUACCAUUUGUACAAAUGACUGGUACAUUUUGCUGGUGGUGUUUUACUGUAGUUGGUAAUGACAUGGUGUACAGCUCAGUGCUACAUGCUGUUGACAAUUAAUAAAUAUAUCUAGGUAUUCAUGUACUAAUGUAAAUAAAGCAGGUGUUUUUAUGGCUUUGACGUGAAAAAGAACAUGUUGGUUACACCUGUAAAUCUGAUAAUCAACAUUUGCUCAGGGAUAACCACUUUAACUUCAGGUAUGAAUGUGCCCUAAUUCUUCUCAUUUUUGGGGCAGAUUAGGGAUAUUAGUAGUGCUGAAAGCAAAGAAUUACAUUUGUCUUAGUUUUUGUGAGAAGUAAAGAUACGAAUAUGUUCUUUAUUAGACUGACAGACCUUGUGAAAAAAAAAUGAAACUAAAUAAUUGCCCUACAAUUGCAUAUAUGUUGGGUAAAAAGAUCAGGUGUCCCAAAAAUUAGAAGAAUUUGGUUUAUUGUCUGUGUUAUGUAUAUAUAGGAUUCAUACCGUGAAGGAGCAUGUAUGUCAUUACAUCUUAAUUUGAGGUAAAAAAAAAUCAUUGUAUUUUUGAUGUAUAGUUGCCUGAUUAAGAAUGAACGGCUUUUUUUAAUAAGUGUGUUCACAUCUAUACUGUGCGUAUUUGUGUAAGUUUUACCUUGAUAAAAACAAAAUAAAGAUAAUGCAAUGUUGUGCUCUGUCCUGAUGAUGGAAAACAUCAUGAUAAUCUUAUAUUCUGAAAGCAGCAUUGGUUCUCACAUAUAUAUGUAUAUAAAGGAUUCAGUUGACAAAGCUGUCGUAAUGUCAUGUUAAAUGCAUUUAUACCAAGGUGACCGUAGUGCUGAUGGGUACAACAGACCUAGGUUCGUUAUCAUGGUUACCAUGCCCUUUUGCUUUGUCAUUGUGAUUGAUCACUCGUGCUGUAUACCCCGAUGACAAGAUCAGCUCAACUCAAAUUACCCUUAACGACCUAAAAUUUCGCCCAAAAAGUACAUUUUUACAGGCAAAUAAAUGUCACAAAAGAAUACUUCUGGUGCUGAAAGCUACAAUUUCCCAGUAGAAUACCAUCUCUUGUUACAAGCAAACCCCAAAACACCUUUCUGAAAUCAAAAUUCUCAGAAACAGGAUAAAAUGGGCUGCUUAGUCAUGGAUGACAUUUAUGGUCAGGGUAAAUUUGUCUUGAGCAGGUCUGCAGAGCGGGCCCCAGUUUCAGAAAACAAACUUCUGCUUGAUAAGCUCUUCAAUGUAUAUUGUCAAAAUAGAACUUCAGAACUAGUAAGUUGCAUGAUCAUAAUUGAAAAAAAUUAGGUUUUGUUACAUAAAUCUCAUCAAUCUGUUAUAAACAGCUUACCUUGUACUAACUGUGAUCAAGCAUGUUCCGCUGUAGUAUGAUAUGUGUAUUGGCCUAGGUUUUUUCCAAGAGUAAAUUGUACACGUAUUCAGGGUCUAUGCGUGAACUCUAUUUUUAAAAAAGAUACAGGAUCAGAUGUAGGGCGUAUGUACAGCCUAAUGUCGCACAAUGAUGAAAAUAUGCUUGUAAAAUUAGUCUUGUGUCUCUGAGAGUCUCAAAUCCAGGCAUGUCUUGCCGCUCUACCGAAGCGUGCGCAGUUUCAGCUACGUGCAUAACACAGCCCAGCGGAAACCCACAUCUCGAUACAGCCCUAUGUCUUCUUUAUGUUAUUGGUAAUUAUAUAUUCACGAAAGAGUAACGAGUUCACGAGUAAAAAGAAAGUAUAAA